Aricia agestis (brown argus) is the source of this 2230-nucleotide messenger RNA. RefSeq names its product heat shock 70 kDa protein cognate 4 (gene Hsc70-4). Gene Ontology annotation, molecular function: misfolded protein binding; ATP binding; ATP-dependent protein folding chaperone. Bases 163 to 2121 code for a protein of 652 amino acids. NCBI's taxonomy places the organism in Eukaryota, Metazoa, Arthropoda, Insecta, Lepidoptera, Lycaenidae. Gene Ontology annotation, biological process: vesicle-mediated transport; cellular response to unfolded protein; protein refolding. The record is from RefSeq and is a predicted model, not a curated record. The transcript has 3 exons. Gene Ontology annotation, cellular component: cytoplasm; plasma membrane; cytosol.
CCAGAAAAUGCUAGUGACGUCGAGAACCACAUGCUUGCCUAUAAAGAGCUUGGACAAAGUGUUCCGCCAUCUUAUUUCGUGAAAAGAGGCCGUCAAUCGCGCACGUUUGCUGAGUUUUACAAGAGAAGUCUUCUGAAGUUAUCUAAGUGAAUUUUAAACACAAUGGCUAAAGCACCCGCAGUCGGUAUUGAUUUGGGUACUACCUACUCAUGCGUAGGAGUUUUCCAGCAUGGCAAGGUGGAGAUCAUCGCCAAUGACCAAGGCAACAGGACCACGCCUUCGUAUGUGGCGUUCACAGACACCGAGCGUCUCAUCGGCGAUGCCGCCAAAAACCAGGUCGCCAUGAACCCCAACAACACAAUCUUCGAUGCUAAGCGUCUCAUUGGGCGCAAGUUCGAAGAUGCCACAGUACAAGCUGACAUGAAGCACUGGCCUUUCGAGGUUGUCAGCGAUGGGGGCAAACCCAAAAUUAAGGUGUCAUACAAGGGUGAAGACAAGACCUUCUUCCCAGAAGAAGUGAGCUCAAUGGUUCUCACAAAGAUGAAGGAAACAGCUGAGGCUUAUCUCGGCAAAACGGUGCAAAAUGCAGUUAUCACGGUUCCAGCAUACUUCAAUGACUCCCAAAGACAAGCCACAAAAGAUUCAGGUACCAUCUCUGGCUUGAACGUUCUCCGAAUCAUCAACGAACCUACAGCUGCUGCGAUUGCAUAUGGUCUUGACAAAAAGGGAGGCGGAGAACGUAACGUCCUGAUUUUCGACUUAGGAGGCGGUACUUUUGAUGUGUCCAUUCUGACCAUCGAGGAUGGUAUUUUUGAAGUCAAAUCUACUGCUGGAGACACUCACUUGGGAGGUGAAGACUUUGACAACCGUAUGGUCAAUCACUUUGUCCAGGAAUUCAAGAGGAAGUACAAAAAAGACCUCACAACAAACAAGAGAGCACUGAGAAGGCUCAGGACUGCUUGUGAGAGAGCGAAGAGAACUCUGUCUUCCUCUACUCAAGCGAGCAUCGAAAUUGAUUCCCUGUUUGAGGGUAUUGACUUCUACACUUCAAUCACCCGUGCUCGUUUUGAGGAACUGAACGCCGACCUGUUCAGAUCAACCAUGGAGCCAGUUGAAAAAUCACUGCGCGAUGCCAAGAUGGACAAAUCCCAAGUGCAUGACAUCGUACUGGUGGGAGGUUCCACCCGUAUCCCUAAGGUACAGAAGCUCCUCCAAGACUUUUUCAACGGAAAGGAGCUGAACAAGUCUAUCAACCCUGACGAGGCUGUCGCCUAUGGUGCUGCAGUUCAGGCUGCCAUUUUGCACGGUGACAAGUCUGAGGAGGUGCAAGACCUGCUCCUGCUUGAUGUCACACCACUGUCGCUCGGUAUUGAAACUGCAGGUGGUGUCAUGACCACCUUAAUUAAGCGUAACACGACUAUCCCCACCAAGCAAACCCAAACCUUCACAACGUACUCUGACAACCAGCCGGGUGUGCUCAUCCAAGUGUUUGAAGGUGAGCGUGCCAUGACCAAAGACAACAAUCUGCUAGGAAAAUUCGAGCUCACUGGCAUCCCUCCGGCGCCACGAGGUGUUCCUCAGAUCGAGGUCACCUUCGACAUCGACGCCAACGGUAUCCUCAACGUGUCCGCCGUCGAGAAGUCCACCAACAAGGAGAACAAGAUCACCAUCACCAACGACAAGGGCCGUCUGUCCAAGGAGGAGAUCGAGCGCAUGGUCAACGAAGCCGAGAAGUACAGGAACGAGGAUGAGAAGCAGAAGGAAACCAUCCAGGCUAAGAACUCCCUGGAGUCGUACUGCUUCAACAUGAAGUCGACCAUGGAGGAUGAGAAACUCAAGGACAAGAUCUCAGACUCUGACAAGCAGACAAUCCUCGACAAAUGCAACGACACCAUCAAAUGGUUGGACUCCAACCAGCUCGCCGACAAGGAGGAGUACGAGCACAAGCAGAAGGAGUUGGAGGGUGUCUGCAGCCCCAUCAUCACCAAGAUGUACCAGGGCGCCGGCGGAGCCCCCGGCGGCAUGCCCGGCGGUAUGCCCGGCUUCCCUGGCGGAGCGCCCGGCGCUGGAGGCGCUGCCCCCGGUGGCGGUGCCGGCCCCACCAUCGAGGAGGUCGAUUAAGCCAAACAUUCCAAGUUUUCACAAUUUAAGAUCUUCAAUGCUUUACCCGGUGUUUGAUACGCCUGCUCUGGUUAUUCUGAACAAAGAAUAAAUGAAACUGCAAAGCAUA